AUGAACGACGAAUCUGCUCAGGAGAUCCCUCCUAUAAAUCAAGACCCCAUCAGAAACGCCGAGGGUGCUCAAGGCGCCAAGGCGCGGAUCACAAAGUAUCUUGUUGAGCGUGUUCCAGAAUUCGCAACGCUCAGUGAGAUUCGAGACAAGGGCUGGAAGAAUGCAGAGGGAGAUCGAUUCUUCCAGAACCAACGAAGACAAGCCGACGAAGGAUCCCAUACAACACAAGUGAUUCUCAACAACAUGAUGGGAAGAAUCGCAAAAGAAAUGCAGGGAGCCACCGGGGCUUUCAAGAUCCAGCCGACUCGCUCGAACACCGGACAUGAGCCCCAGAAACGUAUCCUUGACUGCUGCAUGGCCCCAGGGACCUAUCUACAAGCCGCACUUGAACACAAUCCCGGUGCUCACGCCUUGGCGUUCAGCCUGCCGCCAGAGAAAGGCGGACAUCCCUCAUUGUUGGUGGACAAUAAUGAACCUGAGGUCACCAUCAAAUUACUCGACGUGACCCUACUUGCGGCCGACAUGGGCGUCGCACCAGAGCAGAUCCCAUCAGACCACCCCGAUGCCGCGGCGUUCCUGCCGCGUCAGGUUGAGGACGGCCGACACUUUGAUCUGGUCAUCUGCGACGGACAAGUCCUACGAACACAUGCCCCGCACAGGGCGGCAUACCGCGAGAGACGCGAGGCGCGGAGGCUCAUCCUCACACAGCUCAUCCUGGGGCUCGACCACUUGCGGCCUGGGGGCACAAUGAUUGUGUUGCUGCACAAGCUUGAGGCCUGGGACACCUUGUGCCUUCUACGCACGUUUCAUGGGUUCUCUACCAUCCAGACUUUCAAGCCUUGGGCGGGCCAUCGGAAGCGCUCAUCUUUCUACAUGGUCGCGACGGACAUCAGGGCUGACGGCCCCGAGGCCGUCUCAGCGGUGAAAGCGUGGAAAGAAGACUGGAAACUUGCAACUUUUAUGGACGAGGAGGAGUACCAGUCAUAUACGGAGCGGGCUCAUCAGGAUGCAGACAAAAAUGUUGAUGCGCUGCUGACCGAGUUCGGCCGGGAAAUAAUUCGGCUGGGACGCAGGGUCUGGAGGAUUCAGGCCGAUGCACUGGCAAGAGCCCCUUUCAAUCGGAAGUGA
Molecule: messenger RNA, 1128 nt
Organism: Diaporthe batatas
Lineage: Eukaryota; Fungi; Ascomycota; Sordariomycetes; Diaporthales; Diaporthaceae
Exons: 2
Coding region: 1-1128 (375 amino acids)
Biological process (GO): methylation
Molecular function (GO): methyltransferase activity
Source: RefSeq, a predicted model, not a curated record